CGUGUUUUUUUUUAUUUUUUUUUUUUUUGCUUUUUUUUUAAUUUAUUAUUUUGUUGGUAUGAGAAAGUGUAAAGUGCUGGGUGCCAAAAUUUUUAGAAUAUAAUUUACUUCUUUCUGACAAUGAAAGCAAAAACAAAAUUUGUUGCUGCUGUUGUUUUUGUUGCUGGUGGUGCAACGGCGGCACUUACACAAACACACUGCCACCAGCACACACACACACGCACACACAAACACGCACACACCUACGGCGAGACACGGAUGCAGGCACACAAACACAGACAAAGGACCAGAUUUCGUUGAAAGGCUCCUGCGGCAGGCGACGCCUCUUGUGCUUUGUUUGCUGGUUUUUCCGAUCGAGGGGCGUGCGAAUUGCUUACAAUUUGCCUUACAUACCGCAUUCGACUCGGUCUGUGGGCGAGGAGUGUGGGAACCGAGAGCAACUGCAGUUAAAUGCACUUUAUUUUGCCGACCGACCGCACGACAACCGCGCUACACGAAUAUUCCGGACAGUGUGACCGUGCCGAGUCUGCGCACAAAAACCGAACACUUGCGGGAAAACACCCUAAAUGUUCCGGGAAUUGCGCUUAGCCAAGUUUGAAACCAGUUGAUUUACAUUAUUCGGUAAAUUUAAGGCAAUUGCAAACGGUCACACUUAAAAAAGGAAAACAUUUGUUUUACAUUUGAGAUUCAGGAAAAUAUGCCAAUUUUGACUUGAAUUGACUGUUACAAUUGAUAGCCAUGAGCACACCUCGCAAGAACUAUAACAACCUUCCGCCCUACUGCCCACAAGGCGGCCAGUAUCCAUCGCAGUCCGCAGACUACAGAUCCCAGCAAUUCGGUGGCCAACAGAAGCCACAAAAUCCAAACUUUGGCUUCUACGAGGACAAACAGGGCCAGCAAAAUGUUCCCCAUUUCUACCAGAACAAAUCUCCACAGGAGCCGCAACGGCCUCGACCCUACGGGCAGGGCAGGAACUUCGGACGCGGCGGCAACUUCCAUCGCAGGAACCAACAGAACUGGGAUCAGAAUCCGAGGCACCACCAAAACAGGGAGCACAACCAGAGCGGCGGCUCCUACGGCCAGUACUUCCAUCCCUCCAUGCUGGAGGAUCCCUGGCGGGAGCUAAUGGAACGCCACGAGGCCAUACACGGCCCCAGCACUAGCCGAACUUCACCGAAAGAGUUAGCGACUACUUAGGACUGAAGUUAAUGUGUAUAAUAUAAGACUAAGAGCUAGCAGAGAUUAUUUUAGUUAAUCCCUGUAUAACAAUUACCUAAAACCGAAAUAAGAGUUACAGUCUACAUA
Drosophila yakuba is the source of this 1305-nucleotide messenger RNA. RefSeq lists its product as uncharacterized. The transcript has a single exon. The coding region runs from base 739 to 1197 and encodes 152 amino acids. NCBI's taxonomy places the organism in Eukaryota, Metazoa, Arthropoda, Insecta, Diptera, Drosophilidae. The record is from RefSeq and is a predicted model, not a curated record.